GCAGAAGAAGAGUUAAAGUUUGCGACCGGCGUUUACCUCAUUGCGUCAUCGCUGCAUGACACACGCGAGGCAAGGAAAGCCUGCUGUGGGAUCAUAGCGAAGUUAUUAACACUUGUUGUUGUUACUUUAGGAAGUCGCAGGUAACGUGAAGAAAUGCCCAAGAAGGUGAAAGAAGAGGCGGAGUGGGUGGACGAUGAAGCCGCCACGACUGGAGCAGCAGAGAAAACUGUGAAAAAGGGGAAGAAAGAUAAAAAGGCAAAAAAGAACUUCUUUGAGGAACUUGCAACAGACAGCAAACCUGAAAAGGUUGAGGAGGUGGCUGUGAAAGAAGCUCAAGGAAAACAGAAAAAGAAGAAAGAGCAAAGAAAAGGAAAACGUGAUGCAGACAAGAAAGAUGAGGAGGAUCUAACACUGAUGCUGGAAAAGCUCUCUGCACAACCAAGUGAUGAAGAUGAUGAGCCAGUCAUCACCACGAGCAAAGGAAGCAAAAAGAAGGGUGGGAACAUCUUUGCUGCUCUCAGCCAAGGGCAGAGUGAUGAGGAUGAGGAUGAGGAAGAAGAUUUGGACGAUGAAGAUAAACCUCCAAAGAAGGAGGUUGAGAGGGUGAAGAAAAAAGAGAAGGGCAAGCCUAGAAAAGUAAAGGCGGGGUCUGAUGAAGAGGAUGAGGCAGCUGAAGAUGACUCUAAAGAGAAAUAUACAAAGACAAACAACAAGGCUGAAGCCAAGUCCAAGAAAGGAAAAACUGAAGAGCGACCACGGUGCACGCGUGAUGAGGAGGAGGAGGGUGAAGAGGAGGAAGAUGAUGGAGCUGAUACGAUGAUGAGUGCUGAGGAUGUAAUUGCAGAUCAGGCCAAGCAGGUACCAGAUGACCCGUAUGCCAAUCUCAGCAAAAAGGAGAAGAAGAAGAAGAAAAAGGAGAAAGAGUAUGAGCGUCAGAUUGCUAGCGUUCGUGCUGAGAGUGCCCUAGAAGAUUUCUCCAUUUCCCAGGCUGAGAUGUCCUCCAGACAGGCCAUGCUGGAAAACGCCUCAGAUAUUAAGAUUGAAAGGUUCAGCAUAUCCGCUCACGGCAAGGAGCUUUUCAUCAACGCUGACCUUCUGAUUGUGGCAGGAAGAAGAUAUGGUUUGGUUGGACCAAAUGGAAAAGGAAAGACCACAUUACUGAAACACAUUGCCAACAAAUCUCUCAGUAUUCCCAGCAAUAUUGAUGUGUUGCUGUGUGAACAAGAGGUGGUAGCUGAUGACACACCUGCGGUACAGGCGGUACUGAAGGCUGACACCCGCCGCCUGAGACUUCUGGAGGAAGAGAAACAGCUUCAGUCUCGUCUGGAGAAAGGAGAGGAUGGUGUGGUUGAGAGACUAGACAAGGUCUAUGAAGAGCUAAGAGCGAUUGGAGCUGCAGCAGCUGAAGCAAAGGCCAGAAGAAUCCUGGCUGGUCUGUCCUUCACCCCUGAGAUGCAGAACAGAGCCACCAAAAGGUUCUCAGGAGGCUGGAGAAUGAGAGUUUCUCUUGCUAGAGCCCUGUUCAUGGAGCCCACCCUGCUGCUGCUGGAUGAACCCACCAACCACCUGGAUCUAAAUGCUGUCAUCUGGCUCAAUAACUACCUUCAAGGUUGGAAGAAAACUCUCCUAAUAGUUUCCCACGACCAGAGUUUUCUUGAUGAUGUGUGCACAGAUAUCAUCCACCUAGACAACCAAAAACUAUAUUACUACAGAGGAAACUAUUUGACCUUCAAGAAGAUGUACAAACAGAAGCAGAAAGAACUGCAGAAACAGUACGACAAACAGGAGAAGAAGCUCAAAGACCUGAAGGCUGGUGGCAAGUCCACCAAACAGGCUGAAAAGCAGACAAAAGAGGCGCUAACCAGGAAACAACAAAAAGGCAAGAAGAAGGGUCCUCAAGAGGAAGAGAGCCAUGAAGCCCCGGAGCUACUGAAGAGACCCAAAGAGUACACCGUCAAGUUCACCUUCCCCAACCCUCCUCCUCUCUCACCACCUAUACUGGGACUGCACAGUGUUGACUUUGGCUACGAUGGUCAGAAACCUCUUUUCAAAAAUGUGGAUUUUGGCAUUGACAUGGAUUCCAGGAUUUGUAUUGUUGGGCCCAACGGUGUUGGAAAGAGUACUCUGCUGCUGCUGCUGACUGGGAAAUUAGUUCCUACUAAGGGUGAGAUGAGGAAGAAUCAUCGACUGAAAGUGGGGUUCUUCAACCAGCAGUACGCUGACCAGUUGAACAUGGAGGAAACGGCCACAGAGUACCUGAUGAGGAACUUCAACCUGCCCUACCAGGACAGCAGGAAGUGUCUGGGACGUUUUGGCCUCGAGAGCCAUGCACACACCAUUCAGAUUUCCAAACUCUCUGGUGGUCAGAAGGCCAGAGUGGUAUUUGCAGAGUUGUCCUGCCAUCAGCCAGAUGUCCUCAUCUUGGAUGAACCUACGAACAAUUUGGACAUUGAAUCCAUAGAUGCCUUAUCUGAGGCCAUCAAUGAUUACAAAGGAGCCGUGAUAAUUGUGAGCCACGACGCACGGCUCAUCACAGAGACUCAGUGCCACCUGUGGGUGGUGGAGGACUGCACCGUGAACCAGAUUGAGGGAGACUUUGAUGACUACAAGCGGGAGGUGCUGGAGGCCCUUGGCGAGACCAUGGUCAACAAGGUUAACCCCUGAUCACCUGCACACGUCAGCUGUCAGGUGUAACAAUAAAAUCCACGGUCAAGUACCUCUGAUGAGUUCUUUUCUACGAGUGUUACUCAAGUUAAACGUUCUUCUGCCAAAGCUUGACAAUAAAAUAUUCCUCAAACAUC
Austrofundulus limnaeus is the source of this 2801-nucleotide messenger RNA. It is a transcript of the gene abcf1, whose product is annotated as ATP-binding cassette, sub-family F (GCN20), member 1. Lineage: Eukaryota; Metazoa; Chordata; Actinopteri; Cyprinodontiformes; Rivulidae. Gene Ontology annotation, molecular function: ATP hydrolysis activity; ATP binding. The transcript has 26 exons. Bases 154 to 2664 code for a protein of 836 amino acids. The record is from RefSeq and is a predicted model, not a curated record.